GUGGCACAGGUGGACGGCCAGGCUAUAAGAGGUGCCGUGCUCAGGACCGGCCCCGCUCCAGCCUGAGGGGAUCUCGCUACUUUGUCAAGAUGAGCAAGACCACCCAGACCCAGGAACCGCUCUCUGAGCUGGAGAAGGCCAUGGAUGUCAUCAUUGAUGUCUUCCACCAGUACUCGAGACGGGAGGGGGACAGAGACACCCUGACCAAGAAGGAGCUGAAGCUCCUGGUUGAGAAGCAGCUUGCCAACUACCUGAAGCACGUGAAGAGCAAGGUCACCAUCGACGAGAUCAUGAAGGACCUCGACAUCAACAAGGACGAGCAGCUCAGCUUCUGCGAGGCGAUGCUGCUGAUCAUCCGCGUGACCAUCGCCACCCACGAACACCUCCACGAAGUCGAGGACCAGCAGCACCAGCACAAACACCAGCACCAACACCACCACUGAGGCGGGCUGUGGUCCCCAGCCGAGGGCACCCGCGCAGUGCCGCAGCCCCUGAUUUUCUCCCCUCCGUCCCUCUCCACCCACCUCCCUCCUUUCCUCCCUUCCAGUUUGAUGGUUUUGCUGCCAAAUAAAGAUUCGCCCUGAGGCUGUCAAAGCUC
Athene cunicularia (burrowing owl) is the source of this 598-nucleotide messenger RNA. RefSeq names its product protein MRP-126-like. The record is from RefSeq and is a predicted model, not a curated record. Bases 90 to 443 code for a protein of 117 amino acids. NCBI's taxonomy places the organism in Eukaryota, Metazoa, Chordata, Aves, Strigiformes, Strigidae. Gene Ontology annotation, cellular component: cytoplasm; extracellular exosome. The transcript has 3 exons. Gene Ontology annotation, biological process: endothelial cell migration.